Perca flavescens (yellow perch) is the source of this 4147-nucleotide messenger RNA. RefSeq names its product PDZ domain-containing protein 4. The record is from RefSeq and is a predicted model, not a curated record. The coding region runs from base 1 to 2877 and encodes 958 amino acids. Gene Ontology annotation, molecular function: protein binding. The transcript is spliced from 8 exons. NCBI's taxonomy places the organism in Eukaryota, Metazoa, Chordata, Actinopteri, Perciformes, Percidae.
AUGCACAGCAACCCACAGGCUCAGCCACUUCCAGCGGGGAGUGUUGUGGCUGUCGCUCCUGCCAUCACUCUGGUGAAGGUGGCGGGGUUCAGAGAAAUACACAAAGGACAGAAGCAGAGCUGGAGCGAGAGUGGGGAGGUGGAGGCCAAAGGGGUGAAGAUGAGAGACAAGGUGAAUGGAAAGGAUCUGUCCUGCCUUUCCGGGGAUCCCACCCUGGACAUACGGGACCCCGUGCUGUCCAACAUACUGAGGCGGGGGGCCCGCAGACGCGCAGGCCUAGCGGGAGCCCCUGGAGGGUUAGUGCCAGUGACCAUGGGCAUGGCCGACUGUGUAGACAGCUGCACCCAAACAGACAUCAGCUUCCAGCAUAUGUUGACUCUGGGCAAGAGCAGCCAGCAUCCCUGUGGAGCUCCACCCCCCCCCGACCCUCCACCGUCGCCUCCACUGCCGCCGUUACUGGAGCCAUAUCUACUCAAUGAACUCUUUAUAGAGCCUGUAUACUACGACCCCACUGACUACUUUGAUAUCACUCAUCAUGAAGUGGACAGGCAGGAUGAGCUGGAAUAUGAGGAGGUGGAGUUGUAUAAGUCUCGUCAGCAGGAUAAACUCGGGCUGACAGUGUGUUACAGAACCGAUGAGGAGGAGGACCUGGGAAUAUAUGUAGGAGAGGUGAACCCAAACAGUAUCGCUGCAAUAGACGGACGCAUUCGCAAGGGAGACAGAAUACUGCAGAUAAAUGGAGUGGACAUCCAGGACAGAGAGGAGGCAGUAGCUAUUCUCACCAGAGAGGACAGCACUAAUGUCUCUCUGCUCCUUGCACGACCUGAAAUAGAGAAUGACAACCAGCUUGACCCAGACGAGUUGGAGUUGGAGCCACUGGACAACGCUGUUCAUCUGUCCAGCAGCCACAGAGUGUGGAACGGCACCUCCGUUCUGGGUGCUGGACCAGGCAGUGUUGCUGGCGGGGGUGUACUAGGCAGCAAUGGCCGCUCCAUGAACAGGGAUUCACCUGAUUUGCUCCAGACGGUGCUGAGCAACAGCCAGGAGCUGGACAGCGGGGUGGGCCGUACAGAUGAAAGCACACGCUACGAGGAGUCUUCGGAACAUGACCUUCUGGGAGACGACCACACCAGUGCCUCCAAUACCAACGCCACCAACACGCCUGGCAGCAUGCGCAAGUUUCUGUCCGGCCGAGGGGACACUCCGCCCUUGCUGCACUCCCAGGACCUCCAGUUCAGCACGGACUCUCUCUUAGGGCUGGACUGUGUUUAUGGAGGAGGGCUGGAACAGGUGGAGCGACUGGAGAGGGCCUACGCGGCCGAUCCUGUGAGGAUGAUGAUGAUGCCUGGGCUGACCGAGGAGGAGUGUGAGAGGUACAAAGAGCUCCUGGAAAUCAAGUGCUACUAUGAGAGGAACAGUAAUGCUCUGAUGCUGCUGGAAGGUCAGGGGCCGGCAGAAGAGGAAGGCGGCGUCUCACUGGAUGUGAACAGGAACGAGAGCUUGACGCAGCAUGAGAUGGCCCUUCUGGAAGAAGAACUGCGCCACUUGGAGUUCAAGUGUCGCAACAUCCUGAGGGCACAGAAGAUGCAGCAGCUGAGGGAGCGUUGUCUGAAGGCUUGGCCUCUCGAGGAGAAGAAUGGAGCGAGUGCAGGGGCUGGAGCAGGAGCUGGACGCUUAGACAUCAGCGGCACUUUGGUCAGUGAGGACUCCUGUCACCACGCUUUGUCAGACAUCAACGAGCUCCCAGAAAGGGAGCGCUCAGAUAAGGACAGCACGAGUGCCUACAACACUGGAGGGGAAAGUUGCAGGAGCACCCCUGUGGUCAAUGAACAGUAUCCUUCACCUUCUUCGCAGAGCCAGGAGGGAGGAGAACCCCUUCUCCCAGCAGGUAUGCAGCUACCGACCUCCACUAGACAGAGAGAGAGAGGGACCAGGGCCGAAAGAGGGGACAGGACCCAAGCAAACCUCAACCAGCCCUACUCUCCCCACAGUCACAGGAGACGAGCCGAGGCGAAGACAUCCAGCCCCGGGGCUAAGGUUAGGUCCCUGUCCCGGGACAGAGGAACCAGGCGGGGCUCAGACGGAGAGGUGAGACGUAACCCCAAAGCCAAUGGGACAGGUGAGAGGACCGGGGGAUACAGUGCGGACAACAGCCCUUACCUGUCCCGCCGUCAGACUGACACAAAGCCGCCUCAGCACUACCUGAGCUGCAUGCAGCUGAGGUCUCCCUCCACCUCUGAGCGGCUUGGUGGACUCAGAGAUGCUGCCAGAGAGGGCAGCAUGGAGACUUGGGGCGACGCCAGCCCAAUGAGCUUGGGUAGCACAUGUAAAGAUGUCGCCCAAGCCCCAGGAGCUGUACCUAUGUCCCCUCCAUUGCCGCCUGCCUCCCCUCGUAUGGAGUGGAAGGUGAAGAUCCGCAGCGAUGGCUCUCGCUACGUGGCCAAGCGGCCUGUGAGGGAUCGCCUCCUGAAGGCACGCGCCAUGAAGAUCAGAGAGGAGCGCAGCGGCAUGACAACGGAUGAUGAUGCUGUGAGCGAAAUGAAGAUGGGCCGUUACUGGAGCAAAGAGGAGCGCAAGCAGCAGCUGCUGAAGGCCCGAGAGCAGCGGCGGCGCCGGGAGUUCAUGAUGCAGAGCCGUCUCGACUGUUUGAGAGAGCGGGAGCGGGAGCAGGGUGGCAGCGGCGGAGGACAGCAGGCGACCACGCAGCAGCAGGAACCAACCUCCAUCCUGGAGCUGUGCCACCGGAGGAGCAUGAAGAAGCGGAGUCGCAGAAUCCUGGACAACUGGAUCACCAUACAAGAGCUACUGGCCCAUGGGACCAGGUCUGCUGAUGGGAAGAAAGUAUAUAACCCCCUGCUGUCCGUCACCACAGUCUGAGAUAAGAUGGGAAGCAGAGAGUUGGGGGUCAAUGCACAAGAUUAAAAAAAAAUAACAUGAUGAAUGGCAUUUUUGAAAAUACAAUUCAGAGGGUCCAUUUAGAAAUGCAUCACCACUAGAGAUCUGUCUUCUUCUUCUUACAUAAAGAAGGGACAGCAUGGAACCACCUGCUGUUUAACCAUUAGAGGACUGGUGCACAAUAGGAAUCUUUGCAGGCCUCUACAUUUUUAUAAAGGACAAAAGAAGUAGGGCUAAGAACCAUGCAGCUCUGAAAAUAUUAUGAGAAAAAGCCACUUCUGUGCCAUAAAACUGUAUAUUUAGUGUCCAUAACAGACUUUUGUUGAAGGGAAUUUUCAAAAAUUGUGUGCCAGUUAAUGUAGUGACAUUUUUUUUGUUGCAUUCUUGUCGUGUUCAUGUACAAAUGCUCCUUUGUUUUGAUACAGGAAAUGCAACAUCAUUGUCAGACCACAGACGCUUUUUUUUUUAUAACGAGGAGCUGAGCGGUGCCUUCCUUUCAGGCAGACUUGACUGUAUAGCACAAUACAAAAAGGCUGAACUACCGUAGCUGAGAAGUUAAACACUAAAGCACAGAGCCAGUGAUGGGCGUAAUGUUUUAUGAAGGACACGUUGUGCAUUUUGUCGUAUAAAAGCACAGCAACCAUCUGACGUGGUUUCAUUCAGAAAGGCAUCGCUUGCCAUUUAAAUCCAUAUCAAAUAAGAUUUUCUCUGUUUGCCAUAUCAAAAUUGCAAAAUACUUUUUCUGGACCAAGUUUUGGCCAGUAUGCAAUAUAAUUUAUUUCAAUGUUGACUGUGAACAAGGCUAUUUCAUUGCAAAUGAAGAUUCUUCUUAGCUACAAAAGAAUCCCUGUUAAUUUCUAUUCAUUUCCUGUCAGAUGUCAUUCCCAAACUUGAUUCAGAGGUUUUCACUUGUUUAUUAUGUGCUCUCAGAACUAGCCUCUGGACAAUUAUCCAGCUCAAGUACCUAUAAUGACACAACAGGUUGUUUAUAAAACCUUGUGAAUAAAAGCAGAUUCUUCCUUUGGCUUACAUGCAUGUUUGAUAUUGAGGCAUAAAUGUCCUGUGUCCUGUGUCCGCCCCCCCCCAACCCAUUUACUUUACGACUAAAAGCCUUUAACAUACUGUAAUUGUGGAUGUGUCUAUGAACUUGCUUAACACUCUAGCAUAGUUAAAGAAAACAUGGUGUACUUGUUCAGUAUUGUGAUGUCUGUUCGGUGUCUGUCAUUUUACAGUAAAAGCUUUUCUAAAUAAA